Molecule: messenger RNA, 2631 nt
Organism: Callorhinchus milii (elephant shark)
Lineage: Eukaryota; Metazoa; Chordata; Chondrichthyes; Chimaeriformes; Callorhinchidae
Gene: plcxd2
Product: phosphatidylinositol-specific phospholipase C, X domain containing 2
Exons: 4
Coding region: 29-1000 (323 amino acids)
Biological process (GO): lipid metabolic process
Molecular function (GO): phosphoric diester hydrolase activity
Source: RefSeq, a predicted model, not a curated record
GGGGGGAGGGAUAGACAGAGAAUCCAAGAUGAGGAGGAACAUCGUGAGCAGCACCUUCUGUCCGCACGCCGACUGGAUGGGGGAUCUGCCCUGGUCUCUCAGCAGCCUCCCUCUGGCCAACCUGGCUGUCCCGGGAUCUCACGAUUCUUUCAGCUUCUGGGUGGAUGAAAAGUCUCCAGUGGGACCAGAUCAAUCAGUUGUGGUGAAACGUUUGGCGGAGAUUUUCCGGUCUCUGUUCAAAAAAAACAUGAAGAAAUGGUCCAUGACACAAAGCCUGACAUUCAGAGAACAGCUUGAAGCUGGCAUACGUUAUUUUGAUCUUCGUGUUUCCACAAAACCCGGAGACGAGGACAAUGAGCUCUAUUUUAUACACGGUUUGUUUGGUAUUAAAGUCCGUGAGGGAUUGAAGCAAAUUAACUACUUCCUCAAAAACCACCCUAAGGAGGUGAUCUUUUUAGAUUUCAAUCACCAUUAUGCUAUGGAGGACUCGCAUCACAAAGACCUUGUUCAAAUGCUUAAAGAUGUUUUUGGAACCAAACUUUCCAGAGCCAAAUUGGUAGAGGAAGUGACACUGCAAUAUCUAUGGGAGCAAAAAUGCCAGGUUCUUGUCUUUUACCACCAUCCCAUAGCACAUGAGUUUCCCUUUCUUUGGCCAGGACAUAAAAUGCCAGCCCCAUGGGCAAACACAACAGACGCACAGAAACUGGUGCAGUUCCUAGAGACGACAUUGGGUGAGCGUGCAAAACGUGGCACGUUUCAUGUCUCACAAGCUAUUCUAACGCCACAAAUCAGAACUGUGAUGCAGGGAUGGAUCGUUGGUCUAAGGGACUCGCUGGUUACAAGAAAUCUUCCAAUAAUAAUGAAUUGGGUGAAGUCUCAGAAACCUGGUGUAAACGGUGUCAAUAUCAUCACAUCAGACUUUGUGGAACUUGUCGAUUUUGCUACAACUGUGAUCAAGUUAAACAACUCACUUCUGCAAGAUAGGACCAAACAUCAGUAAGGUUGAAGAGCAGUAUUCUUCUUUUGCCUUCAACUCAAAAGUAUGCAUGGAAUCGAUUAAAGUGACAACAAUGACAAUUAUCGUUUUUUUUCAAAGGUGUUUGGGGAAAUUUGCAGUAUUUUUAAAUCAAUGUAUUUAUAAUAUUAGUUUCUUCACCAAAGUUUUUUUUAAAGAAAGAAACAACACUUAAUCUUUCUUUAUAAGGUUGUAUCACCAGAUGUGUAUUUGAACAAAUUGUACAUUUUAAAAUUAAAUUUUUUUUAAACAUCUUAUUUGAUAAUUAAGCAGGAAGAAUUGAUUAGUCUGAAUAUCUUGGAUACCUUUAUCAUUAUUAUCAUUUUUAAAAAGAUCAAAUCGAAUACAGAAGUAAUGAAAUGUGUUACUGCAAAUUAACUUUGGAAUUAGGUCAGAUUAAAAUCUUUUUUCCAAAACGGUGUAUUACCCAAUCCAUCUAUACUGUCUCACAAAGUACCUUAUAACCUCUAAUAGAAGAUUGAAAUAAAUUAUUUUCACAAUGUUAGUUUGUACUGUAUGAUUUGCAGAUAACUGAGGAUUUAUUUUUCCAUUAAGAAAACAAUUAAUAUCAUUAUAACCAAUUCAAACACUUAACAAGCAAUGGCCCUUUAUGGUCAGUGAAAUAAUUUCUAAAUAAUAAGCUUUUAUUAAAAAAAAUUGUAUUUGGGGCUUCUUUACGAUCAAAUUUCCACUCUUUUCUUCUACCUAUUAUUUUCUUGGGUCAUGCAGAGUGUAAAGUUACAAUCAAAGCAAUUGGAAAUAUUGUAGCAACAAGAAAAUGGUAACACAAUUUAAUUCUUGCAUUGAAAGAAGAAAAUAUCCCUCAGUGUUACAUGCACAUAUAAACUUUAGGAAAAUAUUAGUAAACAAUCUCAGUGUCAACUGCUGCAAAAGUACUAAAAUUCAAGAGAUUGGUAAAUUAAUCUAUUAUGCAUCUACUGUUUGUACCAUAGCAAUGUGUAGUUGUAAUAUGUUGCAUAGUAUUUUCUGGUAGAAUAUUUACAUGUACAACAGGGGCUUAUAAAAUUAUCAAACAAAUGGAAUGUUUAUGCUGGUAUAGAUUGUAUUCAUGGACAUCUGUUAUUACUGCAGUUUCCCAAGUAGUAUUGAAAAUGUUGAAAACGUGAAUUGACAAAAAAUAAUUACUUUAAAUGUUCAAUACCUUUUAUUGAGGUAUUUAGUGAGCCGCCCAAACUAAUACAUUAUGAAAGCCCCACUGAGAGACUGAAUGUUUGCAGGUUUUGAAGUUCUGCAUGUAGUUGGAUUCUCAAUAGAUGUGGCUAUUUACUCAUCUUUAUUGCUGACUCUUAAAAUGAAGCAAUAUACAGAAUCACAAAGCACUUCAGAUUUCAGUGAGUGCUCAGGUUAACCUUCAAAAUUGUUGUAAGUAGUUGCUACCUCACUGUGAAACAUUCAAAUCUACAGUGCAAUAAUUGUGCCUCUGUUGUGAACAUAUAAUGGACCAAUUAUUGUUUGUAUGACUUCCAAUGGAAUCUGAACAAAGUUCAAUCACGUUUCUUUUUACUUAUUUUUAUGUUUUUUGUCAGUACAGUACAAUCCUCAUUUUGUGUGUAAAGCCCUACCCCCCUCCAAAAUCUUAAAAAGAUCAUUUAUUU